AGCAUGCCACGAUUGGUUGCGGGUUGCACUUUCAUGUCGGUGUUUGGUGCAAAGAUAGGCCGCUACAGGCUGAUGAUGGCGAAGGAUCAUGCGCAGAAUCAUGUGUGUAAGAUAAUGAUCACGAAGGCUGUCGCUUUAGCUUUCAAUUAUACGUUCUUUCUCACGUCUUGCCUCUGCUUUCUAUAGACUUUCACCGUUUCUAGUUGCAGAAGAUCUGCUAACAAACAGUCAUCUGGCUGAGGUCGCGUACUCUAGGUCAGCAUGGGGCUGUUCAAACGCACUGUCAUUGCCCCGGACGACAUCACGCCCAGCUCUGUGUCUCCAGAACGACACGAGUACAGCAUCGAGAAGGAUGUCGAAGCCAUUCACCAUGAGACCGUCUCGACUACAGAGCACGCCAAAUGGAAGGUCUCGAAGACCGGCGAUGGCGACACCGCCAUGGCUCUGUUCAAUUCACCUACUGAAGUCCACGAGCCGAUCGACCCGGCAGAGGAAAGACGGGUUGUUCGCAAGAUCGACUUCAUGAUCCUCCCGUAUCUUGCGGUGUGCUACGCGUUUUUCUACAUCGACAAGACCACGCUGUCAUAUGCCGCCAUCUUCGGCAUCAAAGACGACCUGAAGCUUGUUGGAACGCAGUACAGCUGGCUGUCCAGCAUCUUCUACUUCGGCUUCCUUGCGUGGGCAUUGCCAACAAACCUACUUAUGCAAAGGCUGCCAAUCGGACGCUACCUUGGCUUUAAUAUAUGCCUCUGGGGUGUCUUCCUCAUGCUCCAAGCCUGCGCGAGGAACUUCGCAGAGCUCGCCGUACUUCGAGCUUUGGCUGGCGCUGCUGAAGCCUGCUCCGAUCCCUCCUUCAUGCUGAUCACGUGCAUGUGGUACACAAGACGACAGCAACCUAUCAGAAUGGGCCUAUGGUACACUGCAAAUGGCUUUGGCAUCGCUCUGGGCGGUCUGCUAGGCUUCGGCAUUGGCAAUAUCCGCGGUAAGCUGCCGAGCUGGAAGUUCGAAUUCUUGAUCAUAGGUGCCCUCUGCCUCAUCUGGGGCAUCGUGAUGUACAUUUUCCUCCCGGAUUCGCCGGUGACGGCCAAGGGCCUCUCUCUGCGCGAGAAGCGGAUCGCCGUGGAGCGUCUAAGAGAGAACCAGACCGGCAUUGAAAAUAAACACCUAAAAUGGUAUCAAAUCCGCGAGGCACUUGCAGAUAUCAAGUUGUACCUUUUCUUUCUGCUGGGCGUCGUCGGAAACAUACCCAAUGGCGGCAUCAGCAACUUCGGCACUCUCAUUAUCAAGGGAUUCGGCUUCUCUACGCUGGUAACCACACUCAUGCAGAUCCCGUACGGAUGCAUCAUCGCGAUUUCCAUCCUGACCUGCGUCUUCACGAACGACUAUAUGGCUCGUAAGGGCCGACAGACACGGUGCUGGUUCAUCCUACUGUUCCUCUGUCCGAACAUUGCGGGAUCUUUUGGGCUGUGCUUCUUAUCGGCAGACAACCAAGCCGGACGACUUAUCUCGUACUACCUAACUGGGCCCUAUAACGCGGCAUUCGUGAUGAUCCUUUCAAUGUCAACAGCCAACACCGCAGGUCACACGAAGAAGGUCGUCACGAAUGCCGUCCUGUUCUUGGGGUACUGUACCGGUAACAUUGCCGGACCAUUCUUCUACAAGACCUCGCAAGCGCCGCGCUAUGAGCUGGGAAUCUGGAGUAUGAUUGUCAGCCAUUUGAUCGAAGUCUGUGUCGUUCUGGUACUGAGGUUCGUCCUCGCACGCGAGAACAAGCGGAGAGACCGCAUACAGGGCCAAAUGGAGGGCGGGUUGGAAGGUCGAGACCUGGAUGCCACGGCAUUCUCGGACAUGACUGACCGGGAGAACCUCAAUUUCAGGUACAUUUACUAGGCUCGAUUGCACCAACGGUAGCCGCGUAGCUACUGUGUAGUGUGAUAGAAUGAACUCAUGGACAGCUUCGGCAUCGAAGGCAUCAGAAGCUGCCGAAAUGCAUGAAUGUAAGCACCCAAGGCAAACUAUGGUGGCGUCACACCAGAAGCAAGCGGUGGUCUCGCUUCUUUCCCGUCGAGCCGUCUAAAAGCGCUACGGGGUGCUGAUCGUGCGA
Baudoinia panamericana UAMH 10762 is the source of this 2104-nucleotide messenger RNA. RefSeq lists its product as uncharacterized. Lineage: Eukaryota; Fungi; Ascomycota; Dothideomycetes; Mycosphaerellales; Teratosphaeriaceae. The record is from RefSeq and is a predicted model, not a curated record. Gene Ontology annotation, molecular function: transmembrane transporter activity. The coding region runs from base 262 to 1890 and encodes 542 amino acids. Gene Ontology annotation, biological process: transmembrane transport. Gene Ontology annotation, cellular component: membrane. The transcript has 3 exons.